AUGCUUAACUUGUUGCAGUUUGUAAGAAGUUCGUCCACUGUUUCCAGAAUAGCGUCAGCCAAUGACAAACCGGUGCUGAUCAUGGUGGCCUCUAUCGGGAAUCCCGAGGCACAGUACCACGGCACCCGCCACUCGGUUGGCCACCUUGUUAUACAGAAACUUAGUCAAGACUCGGGAUAUUCCCAGAUCAAAACCAUCGACAAGUACAAAUUCAAAACCAACCCAGACUACCCUGAUGUUCUACUAUAUCAAAACCCCGGGUUCAUGAAUACCAGCGGCAAAAACCUGCUCAAACCUUGGAAAUCGGUCGUUGCACUCUCACAGUGGAACCCGGUUCUUGUUAUUCUCCAUGACGAACUCGACAUAGAUCUGGGUAAAAUACGCGUGCGCAAACAAAACUCGUCACCAAGAGGCCACAACGGGCUUAAAUCUAUACAACAACAUAUUGGCAAAGGCUAUAAUGCAGUCCAAAUAGGAAUUGGCAGAGAUCCCAGCGGCAACAAAGAUUCCAACACGGUUGCAAACUAUGUCCUUGGGAAGUUCUCCGCUGAAGAGACACAGCGUUUGGACGACGACGUGGUGCCCAAAAUUGCUGCUCUGAUCCAGGAAAUGCGCCAAGGCAAACAUAUCUUUGACACCUUGUAA
Molecule: messenger RNA, 645 nt
Organism: Ogataea philodendri
Lineage: Eukaryota; Fungi; Ascomycota; Pichiomycetes; Pichiales; Pichiaceae
Exons: 1
Coding region: 1-645 (214 amino acids)
Molecular function (GO): peptidyl-tRNA hydrolase activity
Source: RefSeq, a predicted model, not a curated record